Anguilla rostrata (American eel) is the source of this 1506-nucleotide messenger RNA. It is a transcript of the gene fam50a, whose product is annotated as family with sequence similarity 50 member A. The record is from RefSeq and is a predicted model, not a curated record. Gene Ontology annotation, biological process: chromatin organization. NCBI's taxonomy places the organism in Eukaryota, Metazoa, Chordata, Actinopteri, Anguilliformes, Anguillidae. The transcript is spliced from 13 exons. Gene Ontology annotation, cellular component: nucleus. Bases 153 to 1190 code for a protein of 345 amino acids.
AGAAGGCAGUGACGACAUUUGUCUGCGACUGUUUUGUUGCGUUGAAAGUGGAGUGCGUAUGUGUAGUGAACUGCGGGGUCUGUUUUCGCAACUCCGACAUUAAUUUGUUUGUAUUUUCGAGCGGUUAGCUGUUUGUUUUAAACAGAAACGUUAUGGCGCAGUAUAAGGGAGCCGCCAGCGAAGCUGGAAGAGCGAUGCAACUGAUGAAAAAGCGAGAAAAGGAACGAGAACAACUGGAGCAACUCAAACAAAAAAUAGCCGAGGACAAUAUGGUGAAGUCCAACAUCGAUAAGAAAUUUUCUGCCCAUUAUGAUGCUGUGGAAGCAGAACUGAAGUCCAGCACUGUGGGUCUGGUUACCCUCUAUGACAUGAAAGCCAAGCAGGAGGCGCUGGUGAAAGAGAGGGAGAAGCAACUGGCCAAGAAAGAACAGUCAAAAGAACUUCAGCUGAAGCUGGAGAAGCAGAAGGAAAGGAAGAGGAAGGAGGAAGAGAAGAGAAAGAUUGCCAGCCUUUCAUUUAAUCCUGAAGAUGAGGAUGAAGAUGAGGAGGAGGAGGAGGAGGAGGAGGAGGAAGAAGAAGAUGAUGACAGGCUGGAAGACGAAGAAGAGGAUUAUGUUCCCGCAAAGAAGAAGAAACUGGGCAAAAAUCCGGAUGUGGACACCAGCUUCCUGCCUGACCGGGAUCGAGAGGAAGAAGAGAACCGUAUGAGAGAGGAGCUCAGGCAGGAAUGGGAGCGUAAACAAGAGAAGAUAAAAAGUGAGGAGAUCGAGAUCACCUUCAGCUACUGGGACGGCUCCGGGCACCGCAGGACUGUCAAGAUGAAGAAAGGUAACACCAUGCAGCAGUUUCUGCAGAAAGCUCUGGAAGUCCUCAGGAAAGACUUCAGUGAAUUGAGGUCAGCUGGAGUGGAGCAGCUGAUGUAUAUCAAAGAAGAUCUCAUCAUUCCACAUCAUCACAGCUUCUAUGACUUCAUUGUGACAAAAGCCAGAGGCAAAAGUGGACCGCUGUUUAACUUCGAUGUGCACGAGGAUGUGCGGUUGCUAAGCGAUGCCACUGUGGAAAAGGAUGAGUCUCAUGCAGGCAAAGUGGUGCUUAGGAGCUGGUACGAGAAGAACAAGCACAUCUUCCCUGCUAGCCGCUGGGAGCCGUAUGACCCAGAGAAGAAAUGGGACAAAUACACCAUCCGGUGAAGAAAGAGAACAACCCUGUGUCAUCUACCUUUGACAUUUAUAUUACCCUUGAAUAUCUUUGUGUUAAACCUUGAACAAAUUCACUCUUGUCUUUUUGAUUUAGUUUGAUUCUUGUAAACAUAAUAUGGGGAUUUCUCAAAAAUGUUCACAAGUCAUUUUAGAGUGGAAAGUAAAUGUAUUCCCUCUCUUUCUUACUCCUUUUAUUUUCCUCUUUCCUGAUCUAUAAGAUUUAAUUGUGUGAGCUUAGUACUAUGCUAGUUGUAUAUGAGCUUUGCAGCAUGCUAGUUGUGGUAUAAAUAAACAUUCACACCAUUUA